GUUCUGUGUGUGCGUCGAGCGCGGUGCAGUGUGCGGUAUAUUACUAUCGGAUUUUAGACAUUAUAAUGUUCUCAUCCCUUUUGGACGUAGCUCGGAACUCACCAUUCCGUGGGCCCCUCACUCCUGCACAAUGUGAACCAUCUUCACUUGCUGCACCACAAGCUGCACAGAGUGGCAUGGCGGCGGCGGCGGUGGUGCAAGGCGACUCCUGCGAGUUCGCCUCGCCCAAAUACUUUGCGCUCUGCGGACUUGGAGGCAUCCUAUCUUGUGGUAUAACUCAUACGGCGGUGGUGCCCCUCGAUCUGGUGAAAUGCCGAUUGCAAGUGGACCCCGAUAAGUACAAGAAUGUGCUUACCGGUUUUAAGGUGUCCGUGCGCGAGGAGGGUAUGCGCGGUCUCGCUAAGGGCUGGGCGCCAACCUUCAUCGGUUACUCCCUACAGGGUCUGUGCAAAUUCGGCCUGUACGAGGUGUUCAAAGUGACUUACUCCGGCAUGUUGGACGAAGAGACUGCAUACACGUACCGUACUUUCGUGUACCUCGCCGCUUCCGCAUCCGCAGAGUUCUUCGCCGAUAUCGCUCUGUCGCCUUUAGAAGCCGCCAAGGUCAGAAUCCAGACGAUGCCGGGAUUCGCUACAACUUUACGCGAGGCGUGGCCCAAAAUGUUGCAGAAUGAGGGCUACGGUACCUUCUACAAAGGUCUUGUCCCGCUGUGGGGUAGACAGAUCCCAUACACCAUGAUGAAGUUCGCCUGUUUCGAGAAGACCUUGGAGCUGCUGUACAAGUACGUGGUGCCGAAGCCGCGCGAGCAGUGCUCCAAGGGCGAGCAGCUGGUGGUGACGUUCGCGGCGGGCUACAUCGCGGGCGUAUUCUGUGCCAUCGUGUCCCACCCUGCAGACACGGUCGUCUCCAAACUCAACCAGGACAAGACCGCGACAGUGGGUUCUAUAGUGGGUAAGCUCGGAUGGGCUGGAGUAUGGAAGGGUCUUGGACCCAGGAUCAUCAUGAUCGGUACUCUAACCGCUCUACAGUGGUUCAUCUAUGAUGCUGUCAAGGUGUGGCUGAGGAUGCCCCGACCACCGCCAGCCGAGAUGCCCGAAUCUAUGCGCAAGCGACUUGAAGCCGAAGAAGCGGCGAAGUCCAAGUGAAAUGUUCUAGGGGAAAAAAGCCAUUUCUAGAAUUAAUAUACCGACAGUAACUUAUUCCAUGCACGUAUUUGUAUUGUUUACUGUAAAGACAUUUUGUAACUGUAUUAUUUAGAUUAUUUAUUUAUAAACAUAUUUGUAAAAGUAUUUCUUACAUAAAACUCAAGUUAUAGGUAAUUCAAUAGAAAAAAAAUGUGCAUGGAUAUUUAUUGAGCCGACUGUAACAGUAUUUCUGUCACACAUAUAGUUGUUAAAUGCAAAAUAUGUAUGGGGGCUUAUAGGGGCUUAGAGAAAAAGAUGUGUUAUAGAAGUAGUAUUACGAUGGCAGUAGCAGUGUCGGUUAUGUAAUAAUUGUUGCUGCACGUAUAUAUUAUAGGUUCAAAUUGUAAUUACCAUUUUAAACAGUAUAUAAAGUUAUUGAUCAUGUUAAAUUAUUUCUCGAAUAAAUACUAUUUUAUUUAUUCUUUAUUUUAUGAUAUUCUACGGCCGCAGUACAAGUUGUCUAUUACUAUAUAUUAUAACUGUAACCAAAGAGUGUAACUCUACAUCCAUUUAUUUGAAAAUAAAGCCGAUAGUCCUACAUAUUUGUUUAAUUUUAUACUUUUAUGUAAGGUAAAUAUAUUAUUAUAUUAUAAUAACAGAGUAAUAAAUAUUAACGAGGCAAACUUGCGAAAAUAACGAAUCUUUAUUGCCCCUUGCACUUUGGCAAAACAUUGAACCAUUUCUAAGUAAAGAACAAUAGUUUAUUGCAUUUUAUGACAUGACUGCCUUUUUAGUGCCGCCCCCUUCCCUACAAUGUGUUUUCAGUUAUUAUUCUUGCUAGUCUCUAAUAGUUUCUUGUUGGGAGCACACCUAACCUCUAUAUAUUUUAUUUUAUUUUUUAAAUGACAUUAAAAUUUGAAUUUGCGUGUUGUUGUUGGCGUUUGUAAUUUUGUGAAUUAUGUGUUAUGAGAUGAUUUUGUGAUUGACAUGUGUAAAUGCUGCUAAACACAAUUUAAAUGGUUGGUUUAAGAGGGCGGCAUCAUUUAAGGUAUUACAUAUGAUAUAGAAUGUGAAGUUUCAUCUAGAUACUGGCUGUGUAAAUGGGAAUUGUUCAUGUAAGUAUAUUUUUAAAUAUAUCUUUAGCUAUAUACUGAACGUAACUUUGCAUUAGCGUUGCCCAAUUUCAAAAGUAUCAAAUAUACGUAUCAAAACAACAUGCUAUAUAGCGUUACUGAUCCAAAAAAGAGUUGCAUUAUAUUUAUUUUUUCUAAGUAAUAAUUACGAGACGUUUUUCUUUUGCAUAUGGAUGGACGUAAUCAAUGUAGAGCUGCAAUAAAUGUGUAUAUAUUUUUCAAAUUAAAAUUGUUCUCUUGUAUGCUUUCAGUAUAUAAGGCAUUUAGCAUAAUUACAGAUUAAUUUGCAUUUUGUGCUCUUUUGUGUUCAGUAAAUACGUAGCCGCCAUUUUGUGUAAUUGUCCUAGUGUGUAGUGCAUAUUACUGAAUUCGUAAAAUUUUCAAAAUUAAUUUAAACACGAGUAAGAUAUUAACAUUGAUUAACAAUAACAAAUCUAAUUAUUUGUAAUUAUUGAUAUUGAUAGUAACAUUUAUUAUUCAACAAAUAUUGAGAGAAGAGGUAAAGAUACAGAUAAUUUUUAUAAAUAGAAGUUUUGUACCGCGUAUAAUUUCAAUAUAAUAUUAAAUAUACAAGAAAAUUAGUAAUACAAAUAUAUCUGCCGAAAUAAAAGAGAUGCAAAUCAUAGAUUAUAAUGUUAUUCGUAGUAGUGUAUUAUUAGACCAGCUUUUAACCCUGAGUUAAAUUAAAAGUUAGAUUUGUAAAAUGUUAAAAUAAAAUAGAGAUCUAUGAAUUUGGCGCAUAAAAGGUACCUUAUCAUUUAUGAAUCAUUAUCAAUUAUCAUUAUUUUCAUGAAAAAAAAAAAUGGUCAGAAUCGAUUUUGUAUGAAAACUAAUCAUUAAUGUUAUCAGAUUUUUUUUGUAUAGUGUAGAUUAGAUUCACUCACGAUCUUGAUCUAUUCAUGAAGUUUCAACAAUUUGCUCCACAAUUUUAUACAUGGUACAACUAUAUUAAGUCUCAAUCUUAAUAUAGUUAUUAGAAGAUAGAAGAAUGUGGUGAUCACUACCAAGCUAUUUCUAAUUUGUUUUGUGGUUAAUUGUGAUUACAUGAUUGUAAGCUGUUAUUUAAAAAAAAAUGUCCCUCCCGCUGGGUUUCUUGCUGGUUCUUGCCAGGACAGAGGGUUUUUUUCGAACCAGUGGUAAUUAAACAAAAGAGUGACUUUCAAUAAGUUUUAUUAUAAAUCUAUAUCAAAAAAAAGUUUGUUUCUGAUUGUAGCAUGAAUGGGUUGGCUGGACUGGGAAAGACCUACUUUCUCACAGAAUAGCAGCAUAGUGCUGCUGUUUCGUGUGGUGAGUGUAGAGUACCGGAGAUACCCUUUUCACUGGAAGAGUUGUUCCAACUUAAUAUUCAGUGAGUGGUGACAGUGCAUUCUGCAUUGGAUUCUUAAUCGAGGUAGCAGACAGAUGUAGACACCCAUGAUCCAUUCAUCCACUUACCAUCAGGUGAACUUUCUUUUCGGUUACCCUUAUUCUGUAAAGAAGCCAUUCCGAAGAUAGGACAGACAGAUACAUAAAACUAAAUAAACAUGUAAAAUAAAUAACUGCUAAAGUUUUAUAGAAGUAAGUUAUUUCAUUAUAACAGACUACACAUCUAUACAUAUAAUAACAUUGAAAUUGCAGAGGAUUAAUUGAUUUAGACAAGAAUUUAAAACUCUUAUUAAACCAUCAUGUGCUCUGAAGAAAAUAUUAUAGUUUUUACACAUUUAAGAGCUGUAUUAUAUUCAGUUAUAUUAUCUAACAUUAUUAAUAGAUAAAACAGUUGUAUUAUGCUUACAAUAUUUACAACAAUAUAACAAGUAUAUAAUAUUAAAUGGAUCUGAAAUUUUGUAUAGACCAUAGAUUUCUUAACAUAUUAUAUUUUAAUAAAAGUAAUGGCUAGGGAAAUUAAACAAAAUUCAUCGAUAAUAUAUUUAUUCAAUAAAUGUAACAUUCAUAUAAUAUAUUGACAAACUUCUUGCUAAUUAGAAAUUCACAAUAUUUGAAUUUAAGACACUUAAUUUUUAUCAUUUUGUUUUUAUUUGUUUUUACAAGCUUUAUAUAACUUGCUUCCUUUGUAUGCCUUUUUGUUUUAAAAUUUGACAAUCCAUUUUCCAAAUACUAGUUGACAUCCAAUAGAGCUGAAAAUUGUCAUGCACAUGUAACUUCAAUGACAAUAUAAUAAUAUGGUACCAUUGCACUGAUUUUAUGAUGGACGGGAUGCUAGUUUUAACAACACUGAUAAAUGCUCACUUUUUAAGUUACUGCCCGGACACAGGAAUCUCUCAUUUUUAGAGUUAACUCGCUGAUUUAGUAAGUGAUAUAUUUUACAGAAGUGUUUUGUACACGACAAAAUAAAAAUAAAUUGAAUAUGAUUAUAAAAAUUUUACUGUUUUUAUACAAUAGUUUUUAAACACAAUUUUAAUAAUGUAUUCCUUUCAAUAAAACAUUACAUGUUAAGACAGUGUAGUAUAAUAUGCACAAAACGCUUCACAAUUUUAAUUAAAAUUUUCGGUCAAGUUUAUUUAGUAAUGGGCUGCUGCACCCCUUAGUUAAAGGUUUAUUUUAAACUUUCAGUAAUAUGUUAUGAUUAAUUAAAUUCAAAAUGUAUCUUAAUGUUAAUUCAAAACUAGAAAUACCAGUUACAGUUACAACACUGUUGAAAAUACUUAAUAGUAUUACUAAAAUAUAUUUCUUUUUAUAAAACUUUACAUUGCUAUUGAGUUACAGAGCUUAGCCAGAAAUGGUGUAACAUGGGAUGUUUAUGUUUGCUUAGAUAUUUGUUUGUGUGCUAUUUUAGUAGUUUCACAAUAAUUCCUUGUGACGCAGUGAAUGUGUGCAUGUUCAGCUUUUUGUUGUUCGUUAAUCAUUCAAUGUGUUAUGUAUGGUAUAUGUGUGUUGUAUGUUUAUGAAUUAUUUAUUCUAUCACUCUUAUGUUCUUGCUAGAUAGCAGCUUUGAAAAUAUUCAGCUAUAUUGCUUGCAUAAUUAUACUGUGCUUCAAAUUUUUGUGGUGUUAAUUUUUACAUAUUAUUGCAAUAUAAUUUAAACACUCUUAAUUAAUAUUUAAUAAACAAUUAAAAAUACAUAAAGGAGGCACAAUAGGCAGUCGUAUCACAAAGCCAUUUCUUCCAGACAAUUUUUAAUAUCAUUUUGAAAAUAUGACACAUUUUGGAAUUGCAAAAACUCAGUAAUAGCUAAAAAUAGUUUCUAUGAUUUUACUGUGCAAUUUAAAAAAAAACAAAGUACUUUUAAUAUAUAAACAACACCAAAAAUAAUAUUUUUAAAUUUAAUAAUAAAUUUGAUUUUUU
This is a messenger RNA of Parnassius mnemosyne (clouded apollo), 5539 nucleotides long. The record is from the annotation of a GenBank genome assembly. Lineage: Eukaryota; Metazoa; Arthropoda; Insecta; Lepidoptera; Papilionidae.